Molecule: messenger RNA, 1476 nt
Organism: Trichoderma virens Gv29-8
Lineage: Eukaryota; Fungi; Ascomycota; Sordariomycetes; Hypocreales; Hypocreaceae
Exons: 2
Coding region: 1-1476 (491 amino acids)
Biological process (GO): secondary metabolite biosynthetic process
Molecular function (GO): acyltransferase activity, transferring groups other than amino-acyl groups
Source: RefSeq, a predicted model, not a curated record
AUGCAGGCAACAAUUUUAGAAAAUAGCCGGUUGCAUCCGCCCUCCCGCCCAAAAUCGGCAAUCUCAACCGUAUUAUCCAUUCUUGAUGCUACGGUCGUUCGAUUCGCUCCUACAGGUGCCAUCUGGGUUUUCGACCAUGACGCACCAGCUGAGAUGGUUGGAUACCUCAAAGUAUCCUUCACCAAGACACUCGAAGCUUUCCCACAUUGGGCGGGCCAGCUUCAGUGGGCACCAGUCCGCAAGAACGGCUCCCAUAAGGAGCGUUUUCAUCGGCCGAUGAUUACCUACGGCCUAGAUUCAGAUCCUGGCGUGGAGUGGAACGUUGUUCAACUUGACUGUUCCCCGGCAUUUGUGGCUCCAGAACCCGUCAUGCGUGCUUCCAAUGAAAUGUGGAUAACGAGCUUUCCUCAGUCCGAUCUCAUGAUCUCGUCAACAAACCUGGCUCUCCAUGACCUCGAUGCAUUUCAAGGUUUACCAAGUGUCAUUGUACAGGUCACUCUUCUGGGCAACAGUGGCUUCGCUGUGGCCGUACAGAUGGCCCAUCCGUUAGGCGAUGCCCAUUCUCUUACCCUUUUUAUGCGUCGAUGGGCGUCCAUUUCCCGCGAUGAUCUUACGAAGCAAGACCUUACCAAAGAUCUGGCGUACCCUAUCUUUGAGCCCGACUGGUUAGACUCUAGGGCUGCUGGCGACAUUGGCGCUCAUGAGGCUGACCCUGACCUGGUCUCAGAGGCCCGCUCUCUUCCUCUGCUCAGGCAUGACUGGUGGAAUACUACUGCUGGACACCAAGCAACGCUUAGCCAGGCAACAAUAAACUCCAAACCGAAAGAUGACGCAUUAUUGCAGAGGGCCAUGAUGUCUCCAGCAUAUCCUCCUCCGUGGGAGAGUUGGGAUAUUUCUAAUUCCGUUACAAAUGCUCUCAUUCACUUUACGGAAGACGAGUUGGAAAGACUGAAAAAGUCAGCCACAGGGACCAUGGCCAGAGUCUCGCGCCUCGAUGCUCUGCUGGCUCAUGUCUGGUCAGGUAUCAACCGGGCUCGCAUACCAUUACUCAAAAAGGAUGAUGAAGUCUUCUUGGAUUUCACCCUAGGAGUCCGUGCUCGGGUUUCGCCGGGCCUCCCAGACAACUUUCUGGGUUCACCUUUAAUCCGCACAUGCCUUGACCGGUUCACACCUGAGGCUGUAGCGGCUAUACUUCAUGACGAAGCGCAUGAAGUCGCGCCUCAGCGUCUAUGGAGAGCAUUUCUUGGCACGAAGCAUACUCUUGUCACUUCAUGGGCCCGGCUUGGGGUUUACGAUAUUGACUUUGUGGGCAGGGGUUUGCGCCCACGCUAUGUGCAUGCCAUCAUGGUUCCCCUGGAUGGUAUGCUAUGUGUGAUGGACAGUGGGUUGCACGAUGGUGGCUUAGACGUUUCGUUGUGUCUGGAGUCGGAAACAUUACAAAGAUUUCUGAAAGACGACAAGUUGCGAGAGUUUUAG